GCCGGGCCGGGCCGGAGGACUCAAGAACUCCCCAGCCAGCUGGAUGACAUUCCUCCCACCGUGCUGAGGAAAGAGUAUGCCAGUCUCCCCAUAAUAGACAAGGUUGAUGAUGUGGUGAAAAAAAUACUUUCACUGGAAAUGGCAGGUCAGAGAGAGAAGGUGAAGAUCAAGAUGGAGCAGUUAGCAGAGAAGGUCAGGAGGGCUCCUAAUGACAAUGGUUCCUCUGAGGUACAAGUUGCAUAUCUGACGGCCAAGAUCCGCAGUUACCAGGAGCAUCUCCAGAAACACCCCAAGGAUGCACGGAAUCGGCGCGUGAUGCUGAUGGCCAUAGACCAGCGGAAGAAGAUACUCAAGUACCUGCGUCACACCCGCUAUGAUGUCUUUGAGAACACGUGCAAACAGCUGGACAUUGAGUACACGCUCCCACCACCCUAUUGCAGGAAAGUGAGCAGGUUGUGGCUGGUGAAGAAGGCUUUCUGUCUCAAGGUUUUUAAAGAGGUGCAGAAGCUGAAAGCACCAGAGAGACUAAAGAAGAGACGAGAGUGGCAAGAACAAGCAAGGGCUGCAUGGGCUGCCAGGGAGCAAGCGCAGCAGAGGGAUGGGACCCCAGUGUAGCCAGCACUCUGACCUGGCCUUGUGUUCUGUGUCUGUGUGUGAAGAGCGACUGUUCUCUCCAAAAACAAUAAAGUAUUUUAAAGCCUU
Molecule: messenger RNA, 702 nt
Organism: Gavialis gangeticus (Gharial)
Lineage: Eukaryota; Metazoa; Chordata; Crocodylia; Gavialidae
Gene: MRPS15
Product: mitochondrial ribosomal protein S15
Exons: 7
Coding region: 139-615 (158 amino acids)
Biological process (GO): translation
Cellular component (GO): ribosome
Molecular function (GO): structural constituent of ribosome
Source: RefSeq, a predicted model, not a curated record